AUGGUAGUUUUACUAAGGCUAGGCGGCAGGACCUGUGGGCAGGAAGAGCAACUGUCCAGGGCAAGGCUUCCCCUGAUCAUUUCCCUCACACCACGUAUCUUCACGUUGAAGAGCGAUGAACAUUAUUUAGGUGACACUCCAGAGAUGUAUUCUCCAGGCUUCGUGAUGGCCCUAUUCUUCAUGGUUGGACAAACCCAUGGAGACUCAGUGAACCAGACGGAAGGCCAAGUGACCCUCUCAGAAGUGGGCUUCCUGACUAUGAAUUGUACUUUCUCAACAUCUAGGACCCCCACUCUAUUCUGGUAUGUUCAGUAUCUGGGAGAAGGUCCAAAGCUCCUCCUGAAAGCCAUGACAGACAAGGAAAAGGGAAGCAACAAAGGUUUUGAAGCCACCUUGGACAAAACAUCCAGAUCCUUCCACUUGAAGAAAGGUUCAGUGCAACUGUCAGACUCAGCUGUGUAUUACUGUGCCCUGAGAGACACAUCUCACCUCACACUGUUGAGCCCUGAAAUUGCAGAAGAAGAUGACAUUUUUCAUCUAGUGGGAGAACUCAAACUUGGUGCCUCCAGGCUUCUCAAGGUGGUCAUAGCUUCCAUGUGGCUUGGAUCUAGUAUUGCCCAGACGGGAACUGAAGCCCAAGCAGCAAAGUCAGUGCCGGAGAAGGGGGCUGUCAUCCUGGAAUGCACAUAUAACACCAGUGAACUCAGUUAA
Canis lupus familiaris (dog) is the source of this 711-nucleotide messenger RNA. Its product is annotated as T cell receptor alpha variable 9-2-like. NCBI's taxonomy places the organism in Eukaryota, Metazoa, Chordata, Mammalia, Carnivora, Canidae. The coding region runs from base 1 to 711 and encodes 236 amino acids. The record is from RefSeq and is a predicted model, not a curated record. The transcript has 5 exons.